Messenger RNA from Schistocerca nitens (vagrant locust), 2783 nucleotides. It is a transcript of the gene PolD2, whose product is annotated as DNA polymerase delta subunit 2. Gene Ontology annotation, cellular component: delta DNA polymerase complex. The coding region runs from base 84 to 1502 and encodes 472 amino acids. NCBI's taxonomy places the organism in Eukaryota, Metazoa, Arthropoda, Insecta, Orthoptera, Acrididae. Gene Ontology annotation, molecular function: DNA binding. The record is from RefSeq and is a predicted model, not a curated record. The transcript has 9 exons. Gene Ontology annotation, biological process: DNA strand elongation involved in DNA replication; DNA replication.
CGUAAGUUUGAGUUUGGCGCCGAGAGAUGAUUGUUGAUUUGUUGUUGCUGUGAGAGUGUGAGUGGAGUAUUGUAAUUGUUAGGAUGAUCAUUGAGCAAUCAAAGAAUUUAGAUGAUGUGGGGAAACUGUUGUCUGCACCCCAUGAGGGUAAUGACCGUAUUGAAGAUGUUUAUUCUCGCAAGGAAUGCGAUUACAAAAAUUUAUCUGACAGAUUUACCUAUAAGGCGAAAGAUUUCUCGAAGCAGUUUGCUCAUAUUUAUGCCGUCAGACUUGUGCAGAUGCGAUGCAUCAUAGAAAAACCAGUGCGACAAAAGUGGGGACACAGUGUACCAAUACGGAAACUGUUCCAGUUGAAACCGGAUGAAGAGGAGUCGUGUGUUGUUAUAGGAACACUUUUCAAACAUCAAGAAUUAAAACCAAGUAUUCUAAGGGAAAUAAGUGAUGAGCUACAACUUGUCCCACAGCCAUCACGAACAAAUUAUGUGAGUGAAGAUGAUGAGCUAAUAUUGGAAGAUGAACUGCAGAGGAUCAGAUUAAUUGGCAGUAUCAGCCCCCAUUAUGUUGUUACUGGAGUGGUGUGUGCUGUUUUAGGACAUGAAAGUGAGGAUGGAAAAUUUUUAGUAGAAGACUAUUGUUGGCCAGGGCUAGCCUCAUCAGUGGAAAGGCCUUUGUCCAGCACCCCAGCUGAAAAAAGGUUUCUGGUAAUUGUGAGUGGGUUAGGCCUGUCAACUGCAUCAGAUGAAUGUCUUCUGGCUCUUCAACUUUUUGUGGACUGGCUUGGUGGUCUUCUGGGAGACACUGGAGAACAACAGCGAGUGGCAUCUGCAGUGAGAGUUAUUAUUGCUGGCAAUAGCAUCAGAGAUCGCAAUCCACCACCAGUCCACCAUCUUACAAGCACGAGCAGGAGUGUUGUUGAUGCAGUUGCUGCAACUCGACUUUUUGAUGACUUUCUUGUUCAACUCACAAGCAGUAUUGAAGUGGACCUGAUGCCUGGAGAAUUUGACCCUGCAAAUGUUAUGAUACCACAACAACCAAUGCACUAUUGUAUGCUUCCGCAGGCUUCAUCGUACCAGAGUUUGCAUGGCGUUCCAAAUCCAUAUGAAUGUGAACUUGGAGGCCGACGUAUAUUAGGUACAUCAGGGCAGCCGGUACAUGAUAUAACACGGUACAGUCGUCUUGAAGAUCCUCUGACCAUUCUGGAGCAAACUCUGGAAUGGGCUCACCUUGCUCCAACAUGUCCAGACACACUUUCAACUUAUCCAUACUAUGAAGAGGAUCCAUUCAUAAUAUCUGAUUAUCCUGAUAUAUAUUUUGCUGGUAAUCAGCCAUGUUUUCAGACAAAAAUUUAUGAAGGUACAGACAACCAGAAGAUCAGACUUAUUUGCGUACCUCAGUUCUCAAAGAAAUUUACAUGUGCUGUCAUUGAUCUUGCAUCACUUGACUGUUUUCCUGUAACAUUUGGUGGAACAGAUUUUUCAUCUGAAAGUGAAGUAGAUAAAUGAUAGGACUGUAUCGGAAAUAGAUAUGUGAAUGACAUUUGUAUCUAAACAUGUACAUAUGUUCUGCUGAUGUGAAUGUAAUGACUUAUAUUUUGUUAAGGUUUAGAAUAGAAAAUACUGUAAUAAAAUAUUUUCAUCAUUUCUGUAAUUACCAAGACAGACAAAAAUUAUAUCCUCAGUGAUGUUGUUUCCUUAGUGUGGUCUUAUUUGUAUUGCAGAGUUGUCGUGUCACACACUAAUGAGAAACAUUUUACCAUAAUUUGAGUGUGGUUUCUGUGGACUGUAAAACUGCCAGUCCUCAUCAGUCAAUGUGGAAGACUAACCAUCUUGUAAGCCAUGAGAGUGAAGUAUUGCUCUCAGGUGCUAAUCAUAUAACAAUGAUCUCCACCCCUCCCCUCCUUUGUAAGUGGGUAUGUUCUACGAAUGUUCAUUUCUGUCAUUAUGUUACAUGGCAAAUUGUCUGUCUGACCUGUGAAUGAGGGUGGUUUGGUAAGUAGUAAAUUUCAUGUUCACUGAAUUUUAUGUAGGUUCUUGGUAGAACAGGAUUGUAAUACAUGAAAAAUGCAGUUUGCUUUGGUUCUACCGUUUUAAUUUUAUUGUGUUAGUUUGGCUUACAAGACUGUUUUCAGACAUUUAAUGACUAUUGUUGCCAAAGAAGUUACAAUGUCUGUAAAUUACAUUGGAGAGGAAGUUACUCAUCUCGAAUGAAGCACAAAUGCACAUAAAUGACAUCUUUUGACAGUGUGCUGGUAAUGCAGUGUAAAAAAUUGAACAAUAAAUAAAUAUAAAGGCAGUAAACAGGAAAAAACUUUAACACAUUAUAAUCAUCAGAGGUGCAACUCCGUGACCGCACCGUCGCUAUCUUACUUUUAGGUAAUAAAUUGUGGCCUCUUCCUAUCCAUUAACAGUGAUAACUGUUAUUACUUUUUCCUAUUUCCAGAUUGUGCUGCUGCUGUGAAACUGCACUGCACCAGGAAUAUAUUCAAACAAGAAAGUAUGCCCAAACAUCAAAACAUGACUGCCUUCCUUAUUUAACGUUGAUGACUAAUGAUCCAGUUCCUCCUAAUACACAAGCUUUCCCAUGGUGUGGAAAUGAUUCAGCUUUUUGGCAUCUAUGUGUUUUGCAACGUAAUAUAUUGUACAAUAUUUUGGGGUUAUGCGUUUUUGAGUUUCUGAAAGAUAUCUUUAACACAAAGCCCUAGUAUUUUAUUCACUUGUAUUCUAUUGUCUACUAAGCAUUUGUCUCUCUCUUGUCCCAAAUAAACAAGUUGGUCAUAAAAUGUA